CGAAUAACUGCGUAACAGAUUCUCCAUUAGAACAGAAAAAACAAGUAACAAAAACAACAUAAAAAAAAGUAUGAAGUAAAUAUGAAUAGAAUGUGUUUCUAUUCAACCGUUCAUUCCAUUGAGAAGCCUUUUAAACAUCCGCGGACUGGGUGGCUGAUGUUCCACAAGACUGAUCACAGCACAACACCACGUAAAGCAACACGGAAUUUAUUUGUUGAAGAAUAGUCUCUAUUCAACCGUUCUUUCCGUCUGAUUUUAAAUUCCAUGACUGAUUUCCAUUUGAAUGAUCAGAGCACAACAGCACGAACAGCAACACGGAAAAUAGCUAUAAAGGAGGUACGGGGGUUUCUUUUGGCUCGAGGUCUCUCUCUUCGAAGGUCUGUCAUGACAGACGAACUUAGACCACGAUCGUUCCGGCAUUCUACACUAGAAUCCAAACGAGGCCGAGUUCGAACGAUCAAUCGAUCAGAUCUAGAGCGGGUGAAACUAGAGGACCGUACAUCGAAUGAAAGAGCUCUCUUCGAUUACGUACUCACAGGGAGAGUAAAAGACCUAAAGGGAUUACUAACUGAUAAUCCAAAGCUUGAUCUUUCGUCGGCGGAUAGGAAUUUUACUCGUCUGUUAUUAAGAACGGCCAUCGAGGCGAAUAAUGCAGACGUAUUUGAGGUUUUGGUCACUAACGGAGCUAAGAUUCGCAGCUCAUUGUUCACGGCGGUAGGUAGGGGCUCUAAGGAGUGUGCGGAAGUUAUUCUGGCGUACUACAGGCCAGAGUGUGGAGACACGGGGCCAGAAGAUUUCAAGAAAGGAAGGUUUGUCACCCCACUGAUCAUGGCGGCACAGUACGAGGAGUUCGACAUGAUUGAGUUCUUCGUAUCGAGAGGAUACAAGGUGUCAGUCCCAGGAUGCACCGAGAGGGAUGAACUUGACAUGGUCUUUGUGAAUAAGCAGGAGCAGGGUAACUCUUUAAGAAUGCAAAGUCCAGCGGAUGACAUAGCUCUUUCGUCAAUAGUUGAACAGCCUCAACACACCAGGCGCGAACGAAUGGCCUUACUAAAGAUCAACUCGUAUAAAGCUUUGGCGAACCCGCUGUACAUCAGCUAUACGUAUAUAUACGACCGGCUCCAAAUUCAUCCGCUCUUCCAAGUGUUCAAGUUGAACGAGGAACUGCUAUUACAGGCAAAGAAAGACCCAGAAUUUAAGAGUGAGUAUCGUGAGUUAUCCGAGUCCUGUGAACAGUUCGCGGUGGAUCUGCUAGAUCAGUGCCGUACCCUGAACGAGCUGGACGUCAUGACAGAUGUGAUCAAGGAGAUCGAUGAGAGGUACAAGAAGUCAGCCCGCAAGUAUAUCCAAGUUCUGACUAAGGAUGCGGAGGAACUAGCCGUGCUUAAACUCGCUAUUAGGAAUAAUAAUGACAAGUUUGUGGCCCAUCCAUACAGCCAACUACAUCUAAACACCGUGUUGUACCGGGGAAUCUACCGGCUGUUUGACUACGAGGUACCAUGGGGUGACCGUGGAGAUCUCAGCCGAGUGUUGUUCGCCAUUCGUCACAUCGUACUUCUACCGUUCUUAGCCUUCAUUCACAUCCUUCUGCCUCAUAGCCGUCCAUCACGCUUUCUCAGUAACCCGGUUAUUAAGUUCAUGAGCCACACGGCAUCUUUCUAUUUCUUUGUACUGCUGUUGAUAUUCUCAAGUUUUCAGGAUCUGUACGAAGAUAAUGUCACCAGUCCGUCUAAGGUCGAGUGGGCGAUAUUCGCAUGGGUGAUUGGUCUGUUCUGCCAGGAAGUAAGGGAGCUCUAUCUGCAGGGCGUGAGGUGCUUCAUACAGCAGUGGUGGAACGUGACCGGAAUGUUAAUGGUGACGCUAUUCCUGAUGUCAAUUACCUUGAGAGUAAUAGCAUACGGAAUCACGGGCCAUUGGGAAGUGCUGAACGCCAUCGCGAGUACCAGCCCGUCUUCUUGGUACGAGCUCACCUUAUUAUCCAACAGCUUCUUCUCAAUCGCGAUGGUACUCAGCUUUAUACGGCUAUCGGGGGCAUUCCAGGUGAACUCCAUUCUUGGCCCACUCCAGCUAUCGCUGUACCAUCUUCUGGUGGACAUUCUCAAGUUCCUUGUGUUUUUCGUGCUUAUCUUCAUGGCUUUCGGCUUUAGCUUAAGGCGCCUGUAUUCAAACUACAUUAGUACCCAAAAGUACAUCGCUAAGAACAAACCCUCGAGCUCAAACACGACUUUGAAUGGCACUAGAUCUGAUACCGAACACCAGUUUACGGACGUUGGAUCCGGUCUGAACAGUCUAUUCUGGUCGGUCUUUGGUCUAACAGAACUUAACAGCUUUGGAACAAACGACGCCAAAUUCACCAUCACCAAGGAGACAGGGGAAGUGAUGUUUGGGUUUUUUCAGGUCAUCGCUGUUAUUGUGGCAGUCAACAUGCUAAUCGCAAUGAUGACACGAUCAUUUGAAAGCAUUGCGGAGCAAGCUGACGUCAAAUGGAAAGUUUCCAGAACUCGACUUUGGAUGAGUUGGAUCCAGAAGGGCAGCGGAUGCCUUCCUCCGCCUCUCAACCUCAUCCCCAAUCCCCCAUUUAUCCUCCGAGGGGUUAGACAGUUCUCCCGCUGGGUGAUUCGCUGUUGCUGUCGCAAGAAAUCUCGUUCAAGCGCGUACAAAGAUGAAUCAUAUGCCAACGCCAAUAAUGCCAACGUAGAGAAGAUUCCAAUGGAUGAGAUGUGCAAGAGAAAUCUUGGCCUUUCUCAGGUCAUCGAGAGAAGGGAACUAAUCAAGCGAGUGCUUCGCAGAUAUCUGCACAUGCGCAAAUUCGAGGCAGGUCACAGAGAAGAGGGGGAGCUCUUAAGAGAUAUCAGGGGCGCACAAGAUGACAUCCUAAGGGGGGACCAGAAGGAAGACACUAAGAUGUGAUUCCUUUCUUUGCACAUGAAACGACAGUCACACAGAAGAAAACACUAAUGAGUCACACAGACAGUCACACAGAGAAAACACUAAUGAGUCACACAGAGAGGACUAAUAAGUCCCGUGAGCUAUUCUCACGGGACUCAUUAGUGCGAAUUUAAGGCAAAACUGACAAACAUAUCAGUCAUUCGCUCUCUUGUCUUCGUGUGGCGCUCGCGCCGUCCUAGCUCCAAGCAUUCUACCACGCGACACAUAUUGAACUUCAUCGUCUUCGUGUCUCUAUUCACUCCUUACGUCCGCCUGCCUUCAAGGCGCCCUCACAGUACCCUUUUUGGCUGACCAAGAGCAUUUCCUGUCCGUCGGCUUACCUGGUUCUUGUUAGGCUUUAAGUAGUGCCGGAUAUAUACAGAGUUAGAAUCGACUGUUUCGCUAUCUACAUACAUAGGGAACAGGUUUGAGGCCCCUCUUGUGUAGUCUGCUUCUUCUCUUUCUUCUAAAAUUACUUGUAUUCCCCGUAUUCAUUGUUGUUGCCUUACGGUUCAGUCAACUUUCUAGCACGUGUUUUUAUUGCUUGCAUAUUUUCAGCUAACUUGGGCCCUCCGUAGUUUUCUCCUAUUAUUUAUCUUACUGGCUCUGGGCUACCGUGUCCUUCGCCCGGAUUUCUGUUUGUGUAUUUCUAGUUGGUUCGGGUCCCUUUUAUCCCCCGUAAUUUCCUUGUGUUAUUUUCAGCUAGCUCGGGUCAGUAUUACCCGCCGUAAUUUCCUUGUGUUAUUUUCAGCUAGCUCGGGUCAGUAUUACCCGCCGUAAUUUUCACGUGUUAUUUUCAUCUAGCUCGGGUCAGUACUUACCGGCCGUAAUUUUCUCGUGUUAUUUUUAGUUAGCUAUGGUCCGUAUUACCCGCCGUGUUAUUUUCAGCUAGCGCGGGUCCGUAUUACCCCGUCGUAGUUUCCCCUGCUAGCUCGGGUCCGUGUUAUCCCGCUGUGGUUUUCUCGUGUUAUUUUCAACUAGCUCAGGUUGUGUUUAUUACGCCGUAGUUUUCGCCUGCCAUUAUUUCAGUUUCUUACCUCGCCUUUACGCUCCUCUCUCUUUAGCAAGCUCUCUCCAGUUUGGGACCGUCUGAGCCUUACCCUGUCUCUGGACGGGGCACACGCUGGGACCGCUUUGCUAGAGUGUCACCCCUGCUUUUACUAUUCUCACGGGACUCAUAAGUGCGAAUAUAAGGCAAAACUCAUUAACAUAUCGGUCAUUCGCUCUUCUGUCGUAGUAUGUGGCCCCUAUCGUCUGUGGUCCCGGCUUGCUCUUACCUGGCGCAUGCCUGCUAUUUGCUAUUUAUUUAUUUAUUUAUUUAUUUUCCCACCCGCCCGCCACUGGGCUCGCCAGUAUAGCUGCAUCGACAUGACAGGAAAACAUGACGCGAACAAAAUAUCAAGUUUUUUAAUUGAUUCGACUUUUUGUAAAGUGAAAAUGAUGAUCAAGGAAAAAUUAUCUUAAAAAUCCAAAAUCUGGUUAUGUGCACUUCGGCCUCACGUUAUUAUUUGUGUUUUGAAAAUCGGUCCUCAAUACAAGGAACCUAUAGCCAUUGUAAGAAAUUGUGUCUUCUCUCUCUCUCUGGAAUUGCGCGUUUUCCAGGUUUUUCCGUCAUGUCAGUUGCAUGGUUGGCCAGACUAUGACCUGCAGCAAGCUUGAAAUGUUUCUUGUAAUUUUUUGAAGGACUUUAAUAAAUACUUUAAGUCCAUAUGGGCUACUGCAUUAUUUAUUGACACUAUAACAACUAAAUUGUAAGAUACAUACUAUUAAUCCUUUUAAAUGCGAUCGCUACCAUUCUCCCCGAACUAUUUCAGUGCGCGUCACAACCGCCAAAAGCGCGCAAAGCAGAUUUCCUUUUUGCCAUGGUUGCCUUUCAGGCAUUAUAUUUAUUUUUCACAAUAGUAAAUGUUUUUGAGUCGAUAGAUGAGAGUAGUUUCUGUGAGCUUCCCAGCCAGGCAAAAAGGUCUUGGAGAUCUGAAAAAGACGGAAAGACCUAAUGAUUGACAGACAAAUGAUAGACAGACAAACACGUGGAAAAUAGGGGUGAGCAGCGAGAGCAGACAGGCUUGCUAUCAAAUGAAAUAUGCAGACAAAAGAACGAACAAAAUUACGGAUAGACAGAGGGACGGAAAAAAAGAUAGAUGAACGGGCGGACCAA
Molecule: messenger RNA, 5086 nt
Organism: Nematostella vectensis (starlet sea anemone)
Lineage: Eukaryota; Metazoa; Cnidaria; Anthozoa; Actiniaria; Edwardsiidae
Product: short transient receptor potential channel 5
Exons: 11
Coding region: 265-2910 (881 amino acids)
Biological process (GO): regulation of cytosolic calcium ion concentration; manganese ion transport; calcium ion transmembrane transport
Cellular component (GO): cation channel complex; membrane
Molecular function (GO): store-operated calcium channel activity; inositol 1,4,5 trisphosphate binding
Source: RefSeq, a predicted model, not a curated record